AUGCUCUACAACAAUGACAGAAAAGAAUGGGAACACUCUGGAGGAUCAUCAGGGCUCUCCAGAGUUCAUGUUUAUCAUCAUCCAGUCAACAAUACAUACAGAAUAGUUGGGAGAAAAGUACAAGAUCAUACGGUAUGUUGUGAGGUUAAAACAUCACUGUUGGUGACUGUCUGUAAAAGUGUGUGCACAGUGUAAAUGCUACAAUGGAACAUGUUUUUUUUUCAUGGGAAACGGGGUACUCCCUUUGGUACAAUCUCCCAGUUAUUCCCCCAAUUCCCUACAAAGGGGGGAUUGAGACCAUCAAAUUAAUUUUUUAUUGCCCCAGCUAAAUCUUGGACCAGGCUUCUUGAUGAAGUUUUGGGUGCCCCUUUCUAUGGUACCAUUUCCCUUUUACUUCCUGUAGUACUCCCCCCUCCCAAGGGAACAUGGUAGCUUACUCCAGCAAAUCAAUUACCUAUUCACCAAGUUAUAUCUAGGACCAGGCCUGUUAGCAUGUAAUGGGUUGUCCCUUUUUUUGAUACCGUUUUCAAGUACAUUUCCUCAUUCCCAUGAAAGGAACCCAUCCCAGACUGGGACUUCAAAUUUCUCUGAGGGAACAAAUGAUGUUGAUUUGCCAUUCAUUAGAGUACAUAAUGAUGAUAGUUACCAGAAAAUUUGGCCUGUGGUCUGUAAGCUUUUGUUUGGAAGUUUUUCAUCUAUGUGUACCUACUGGUCUUUACUUAUAAGCCCUCUGGGUACUAUUUUUCUAAUUUAGUCCUUGAAUUCAUGAACUUUGCCUCUGAAAAGUAUGCAAAUGUGGGUACAAAAAAUUUUAAAUUAAAAAUCAAAUGAACAGCUUUCAGUAACAUCUGGUCUGGGAAUGAAUUCAAAGUUACUUUGCUGUUGCAGUUGUACUGCAUUGUAUCCUGGAAUUCAAUCUACACUUCUAAUCACUUGGGCCAAUUUUGAAAUUACAGGUUGUUAUAAACUGUGCAUUAGCAAAAGGAUUAAAAUACAAUGAAGCUACUCCAACUUUUCAUCAAUGGAGAGAUCAGAGACAGGUGUAUGGUUUGAAUUUUCCAAGCAAAGAAGAUGCACAAGUUUUUGGGUCAGCUGUGAAUACUGCCUUGGAAAACCUCAAGAGUGGUGGCACUGGUAUGUCAAAAGAAAGUUAAAAGUAAUGAAUUUUAUAUUCAGUCACCUUUUGAAUAUUGUACCUAAAUUUGAAAUUUAACUUGUUUCAGAGAAGGCUCUCAGAUAGAUAAACUGCUUGAGUUGGAGUGUUAAAAUGGCAGAAGGCAUUGUCAUUUGGUGCCCAGCAGGGACUCUUCAUACUCAGCCAACUGGUACCCAAAUUUGGACAAUUUGUACCCAGUUUGUGCCAGUCUGUACUUUAUGCACUGUUUGAUUCAUACCCUUCCAAACAUUCUGUGACCAAAGUUAAUGCAUGUUGAUUGUUGUGAACAACAAAGUUAAAGGUCAAGCAAGUAAGAUACAAUUAAAGUUCUGUUGAGUGUACAUAUGACCUUCUUAACCCCAGUAACAACUAAAUUGGUGCCUCAUGCAAUGCAAGUGUGAUUUUUUCCCUUUGUAAUUAACAGUAAAAAGUAACUGAUGUCGCUUUAUACCUAACAUGGAAAACAUAGCUUGGCAUGAAUUGACUGAGUACAAAACAUAUUUGGGUACACACUGACUGGUAAUCCUACAAGAAAAUUUUUGGUGAUGAUAAUAAGUGUUGUCUAUUGGUUCACAGCUGGACUUUCUCACCAGCCGCCCAUGGUGCCCCAACAACAGCCCCAGUAUACAAACAGCAGUAGGGGUAUUGAUCAUGAUGAAAUGGUGAAUCGAGACCACUUUGAUGGACAUGACCAAUAUUCACGUGGGAGGGUCUCCUCAGAAAACAGAUCUCACCGCCCUCAGUAUGAUGCACCUCGUGAAACAGAAAGCCCUAAUGUAAGUAUACCUUUCGGCUAUAGUAGUCUGUUCUCACCUGUUUAACACUUUGACCCCAAGGAGUAGCCAACGUCUAAUUUCUCUAUGAAAUACCACCCCUGAAUCACAUGAUAACGUCAGGAGAAUGAAGAAGCUCUGAUUUGUUAAUCCAAUUCUCUAUGUCAGUGGGAAAUGUAUUGCAAACAGUGUGGUAAAUAAAAAUGCAUAUUUAUGGGUGUAAAUGGUUAAUAAGGUUUGAAUGGUUGGCUUCCUCUUGAACCACAGAUAACUCUAUCACUUCACUAAGGUGGUUUAUUUUUUCUAAGAAGGCUUACAACUAAAAUCAAGCAAUCAUAUUUCUUUUAUCUUUUAUCCUACGAAAGUCAAUAUUUUCCCAGUAAUGGACUAGGCAUUGUUUGAAAUGAUCUUGCAUGACUUUCCAAAACAUUUGAAAAUUAAAAUAGCACACCAUUUAGAAGAUUUUCCAUUAAAUAUGCUAUAAACUACAGAGUGCAUAGCCAAAAAUUGCCAUUUUGACCAGGACUGUGAAUCAGAAGAGAAGUGUCAUGAAAGCAUUAAAAAAGCAAUUUGCUGUUUACAAAUAUAACUCUAACAAAGCUUGCAUGUGAUGUGCUGGGAAAAUGUUAGAUCUCAUUCUUCUCUGUAUGGACAUCUGGAGGCAUUGUGGCCCAGUGGUUAGGAAGCUGGGCUUGUAAUCUGGGCCCAGUUGUAUACAGGGGGGUAACACUAUCCAAAGGAUAAAUCACUAUCCAGCAGAUAAGUUAUUACAAAAUGUAUAGUGUUAUUGAAUGGAUACAGCUUUGUCUGGUGGAUAGCCUUAUCCAACCUUUGAACAACCAGGGUGUGAUAGUUCCUAUUUCCAGUCCUCUGUUGUGCUUUGUACAUACAGCCUACUGGUCUGCCUCCAGGCAGUCAGGAUUUUUAUACACUAUGUUUAUUUACAGUGACUGAUUCAAUUUAUUAGUAUUGGCCCUGAAAAGUGCUAUCAGGUGUGUUCAAUUAAGUAUACAUGCAUACACACACACUUCUUUGCCCAGCUCAUCUGUUAAGGUCUCGUGCAGAUAUUUUCCUAUGAUGGCAGCUUGGUUAGCACUUUUCUCUACAUACCGUGAUUACAUUGGCUAGAAAUCAAAUCGAACUUAUCAACCAGUAGAUAAUGGUCUGUAAUUAAUUUAAAUGGUGCAUUUAAGGUGAAAAUAUCAACAUAUUGGCUUAGUUUUCCAAAAUAACAUGGUAACAUGAAGAGUGUUUUUUGCUGAAGCUACAUUGUAUAUUUUCAUAUUUGUUUCACCAGUCAAGCACUAUUUCCUUGUCAACAUCUCCUGGACCACAGUCGCCACCACAGAGUAGGUUAUAAAUUUGGAAUUUCUACACACUUGCAAGAGUUUUUCUAUAGAAAAGAGAAAGCUCUAAUUUAAGUAGUAUCUCUGGGCAAUAGUGGUCUGUUGUUUCAAUUAAGGCGUUAACUCCCAUGAGUGACCAAGACAGAAUUUCUCCUGACCAUAUCAAUUUAACAUUAAGCAGACAAGGGAUGAGAAUAACGAAAAAUAUCCAUGAGGGGAAUAUUACUUAAGAUUGGAUACCAAAUUCUCUGAACUAAAAUUGUAAGGAUUGUACAGUAGACAGUAAUGAGAAUUACUGAUGAAAUCUUGAAAGUGAGAGGGUUAAGGGGCUUCCCUUCAAAGCGAUGAGGUGAAAAUAUGUCCUUGUUGUUGUCCUCUUGAGGGAAGACCUUCAAGCUAAUAGUGAACAUCAUGCAAGUAGGAAAAAAACUGGUGAUUGGCUUUUCACAGGAGUAUCAAACUAGUGAGAGAAAUGCUAGAUGAAAUACAAUAAAGUAGGUAUCAAUUCUUGCUUUUGUAUAAAUGGUAAACAGAGUUAAUUAUUUUCCUGUUGUGUUGAUCUGUUUGGCAGAUGUACCCCAGGCACCUCCUGUUCCAUCAGCUCCAUCAGCUCCACCUGCUCCCCCAGCACCCCCUGCUCCACCUGCUCCCCCAGCAGCUCCUCCUGUUCCUGUUGGGGGACCUCCUGCACCACCUCCUCCUCCUCCUACACCUAGUGGUGGAGGUGGAGGCUCAUUAGCAGAUCAGAUUGCAGCUGCAAAAUUGAAGAAGGCAGCUAAGGUAAGAUUGUGGAAGUUAUGUACCUUGUUCAUGCAAUAGUAAAUGUGGAAAGAUGUUUUUCAUCUUGUCACAAGGGUGGGACAAAGAAAAAAAUUCUGAGUCCCCAUAAGGAAUCAAACCUCAGACCUUCGGAUGCUGCACUCCAAUGCUCUACCACUGAGCCACAGAGACUCUAUGGUAAGCAAGGUCUAUUAUGAAUUUCAUAUGACACACUUCCUGCAUACUGCUAGGAUCAGCAAUGUCAAUAGCAUCAUGCUUGUAAAUAGAAUACUUGAGAGAUGGUAAGUUUUGAGCUUUGUAAAUAGAAAGAUGUUUUCUGUCUUGCCAUGAGUGUGGGACAAAGAAAAAAACUUGAACUUUGUAAUAGACCUUGUUCACUGUAGAGUCUCUGUGGCUCAGUGGUAGACCAUUGGAACACAGAAUCCGAAGGUCUGAGGUUAGAUUCCACAUGGGGACUCAGAAUUUUUCUUUGUCCCACGCUUUUGACAAGAUGAAAAACAUCUUUCUAUUUCUUUACUGAUCGAACUCAAAACUUACCAUCUCUCUUAUUCUAUUUAAAAAAAGUAAAUGCAUUGAACAUUCAAGAAAAGGGAAAAAUUUUGAACAACCUCAUUCUAUAGAUGUCAUUUAAUGCAAAAAAGAGAAAAACUUCUGUUUCUCUUGCAUACACUGUGUUAAAUCUCACUGCAAAAAACCAAAAGUUGAAUAUACUUUCAUCAAGUGAGGGAAAAUCAAGUAAAUUUCAUCUCCAGGAUAAAUUUCAUUUGGUUUAUGUUCAAGAAGGACUGCUUUUACCGUAAGUUAUUUUAAAUUUUGGAUUGCAUGCAAUUGGACCUACAUUUAUUCUAAACUUUAAUGUUUGGGGAGGAACUGGAACCAUGUGCAAUACAGGAGGAGGGGAAAGAUCCAGAAUCAAACAUCUCCAGAUUUCAGAUUCCUAGUUGAAGUAACUGAUUUUAUUGACAAAUUUGAUGUUUACUUCUAUGUUAUUGUGUAGGCUGAAAAUGAAAGUCCGAGAACUGAACGAGCUAAUUCAACAAGUCGAAGUAACAAGUCCAUAGGUGGGGGAAUGGACAUGAUGGCAGAAAUGCAAAGAAAGUUGGCUGCAAGGUGUGAGAGAUUCAAUCAAUUGUUGUUAUGCAAUUCUGGGAGAUUUGGUGGCUCAGUGAUCUGCAUGAUUGUUCAACUCCAGAGCUGGAGAUUUGAGUUCUAGCUCUGGCCAAGUUACUGUGCUGUAUCCUUGAGCAAGGCAUUUGACUUUCACAAUACUUCUCCACCCAGGGGUAUAAAUGGGUACCAGUGCAUUACAUUCAGUUGAAAAAAGGCAGUAUCCUAUUUUAGUUGAUAAUGAUUUUAAAUUUAUAGUUCCAGGUAGAUAAAACCUUUACCCAGAUGCAGCGUUAAUUGUAUUGUACAAGUUGUUUUCCAUCCUUACAUUACACAAACUGUAAUAAACAUGACAUGCACUUUUAUCAUAGGAAAGCCAAAGAGGAGGGAAGAGAAAUCGAGGUAAGAUUUUUCAAUACUUUAAGGGUGUUCCAUCUUAAGCACUAUUUUCAUUGUCACAUCUUUCAUCUGUUAAGAUCUCAGUAUUGAUUUUCUUUACUGUUUGUCAUAUGUUUAUCAAAUUUUUUGCUUUAGAAAAGGUUUGAAAUCAAACAAUAUCCUUGGGGGAAUAUUUUUCUUGAAUAUCUUCAUGCCUGACAAUGUACUCAUCUGUUGAAUCUGUAAGGAAUCGAGUUGGCCAAGAGCUUUGGGUUUGACCUGGGGUGGGUCAUUUUGUUGUCUUCUUGGGCAAGACACUUUACUCUCAUUGUUCCUCUCCUAACAUAUGACAGUAAACAAGUACCAGUGAACUACCAGAAAAACUUUGCAAAAUUCUGGAUAGGUGAAGGGGGUGUGUGGAGGGGGUUGGUAGCUUAUAAUGGACUUAUAUCCCAUGCAAGUGGAGAAGUGACUCCAAAUCAUGUCUUACUUUGGAAACCAAGAUAAGGUCUGAUGCCAGGUGGGGCAGUUAUGGCUCCAGAGGCAACUAAUUUUUUUAAGCAAUCAAUUAAUGCAUGUUAUUUUCCUCCAUUUCACUUGAGUUAGUAAUUGCAACAACAACAAAUAAGAACAACAACAAACACAAUGAUAACAAUAUUUAUUUUCCUUAACAAUCCCAACCCGCAAAAUAAAGAGACACAACAGAUUAUCACAGAGGAGUUAUGAGAGGAAAAUGUACAAAUUGUAGUGAAAAUUUUAAUCAGGGUCAUUGAUUCCAUAAAAUUUUUUGUUUGAUAAUCCUGCAGUGACUGUAAACCUUACUUGUUGCCGACUCCAAUAUCGCUUUGAAUUUGUUUACCUGUUUAAUUUUAUGUUUAAUUUUAUUUUUAGCCUGUCAGAGAGGAAACUGAGGCAAGAACAGAAAGAGCACCUGCUGGUAAGUAUUCAACCUUUUUGAUGUCUCAUUAUCUGUUAUAGCUAAGCCUUCAAAAGAUACUUUUGGACAUGAGCCUGGAAAACUGAAUGUAGUAGACAAAGUCAAGACAUACUUGUAAUCUUUCUUGCUGAAAUGAUACCUAAAAUCUUCUUUCAUGGUUUGAUAAACUCUCUUUGGUUUUCUUUCCUGGUCAAAGCUCUUGGGAGAAAUUGAUUUUAGUAGAUGAUGCGAGAAUAUUGUAUAAAGUGACAUACUGUAAAAUAGGAGAUUUAUUUUUUCAUUGCUCUUAUUCUAUAAUGUUUGCUGUUCCACCUUGUUCAAUUUUUCAGCACUUGAAACAUUUUCCUACAUCAAGUCACAUCUCAUUUUUCAAUCAUGGAAAUUUUUUUUUUUAUUUUCGAUGGUCUUACAUGUGUGGUUAAAAUUAUAUUAAGGGAUUAGGAAUUUUGUUGAGACAAGUUUCUCUAUAAGGUGUUAUUCCAAUUUUAGUUUGUUGACUUAUGCUUUAUUUUUAUGACACUACUAGCACCUCGCACCACUGUAAGCAAUCCACCCCCAGCUCCGGCAUUUGGAAACAACAACAUUAAACCAAACUUCUCGUCAAUAGGGAAACCAACAAGUAAUGGUGCCAGGUAAGGGUGGUCUUAAUCAAGGAAUGUUGAGAAAAAUAUUCGAGCUGUGAAAGGUGGAAAUAUUCUUUUUGGAUGAGAGACUUAAUGCGGGCAACAUGAAUUAUGAAGGUUUCAACAAGUAACAUGAAACUUGAUAGUUUGGUUUAAUUAGCUGAGUUAAUUGGCCAGUUUCUGAAGCUGACGUUUUGAUGGUUAGCCCUUCAUUAGAGUGAAGUGCUAAUGUUCCUAAUUAGAUGAAAGUCUGUUAGCCCUGUUAAUCCAAAUUUUGACAAAAUUCAAGAUGAAGGUAAAGCUUCAUGCGUACUUCAUCUCAUUACGUCGGAGAGAAAUUUUUCCCCUGACAAGAAAUCUUGUCUGCCAGUUAUUGUUGUUGAUAUUUCAAUUAUUUUAAAUGCAGUUGUGUGGCAUUUACAAGAUCAAUCUAAGCUUGAGGUUUGAAUGACACAAGUUUAUUUAUACCAUGAAAAGACAACUUUGAGAGCAAAAAUCACUGAGUUUUAAAUUGUUCUUUCGGUUUGCAGGAAAAACAGCAAGUCAGAAUCCCCCUUAAGUAAUGAUCAGCUUGAAGAAUUAAAAUCGGUAGGAUUAUUUUUGUGAUAUUCUAAUGGUUAAAAUGGAAAGCUAGAGCAUAAUUUAUAUAUUGCAUUUCGAUCUCAAGAUUUCCAAUACACAGUUGUAUUUUGCUGGAAAUUGACCCUGUAUAUUAACUUUGUAUGUUUCUCAUAUAGGAAUUACUAGCUGAAUUUAAACAGGAAUUGGAUACUGCCAAGAGAGAGAUAAUUGAAGGUUAGUGGUUUAAAAGGAGGGCAAAAAAGGAAAUGAAAGGAAAAACAAAAGACUUACUUCCCUAUGGCUACUUAGAAACUUUCAGGCUUUAGUAUAUUUCGCAUGGAUAAAAAUUGCAAAAAAUAACUCUGGAGCUGUGUUUCUCUUGCUAAACAAAAGUCACAUACUAAAAACUUAGUUCAUUAUUGCAGCAUGUACCUUAAACCAUUUGAAUUUUUUUUGUGACCGUAAGUUCUUUGCAAUUUUGGUGAAAAUGUUUCUCUUUUCUCCUCUUGCAGCUGUAAGACAAGAAAUUGCUCGCCUUCGGUGAGUGGGUGUGGAACUAGUGUACCAAUCCAGAAGCCACUAAAAUAAUUGGGAAACUCCUGAUUGAUGGAAAGAAUAACUUCAUGUAUUUGUUCCUUUUGCUGACAUCAUAAUAAAGAUUUGGGAUAUAAAUGAAAUUAUACACAGUUGGCUCUGGAAGUACAGUUUUAAUUGGCAAAUGAAACAAAUGACUUGUGAAGGUGUGUUAUAACCCUUCUUAAUAAAAGGACAUUUUUAAACAAUAGGGUUCAUUAGCCCCUCAACAAAUUUGUAAUAAAUAUUGCAUGAAUGUGAUGCAAUGAUUAAUCAUCAGGGCAGAGCUGUGCAAACAUGAUUACCAGUAGCCCUUAUUUAGAUAGAACGAUGCAUUGUGUUUGUAUCUAGUUAUACCAGAAUUUACAUAAAUCAACUUUGAUUAAUUAUGCUGGUUACACAUCACCUCAAGAGUGAAAAGUUCUUACUAGAUUUAUUUGUUUUGGGGAAUUCAUAAUCUGCUCCAUAAUUCAUUUGUUUUCAAUAUCUGAAGUGUAAUAUUCACAAAUAUUUUUUUUGAACGCUACCACUUUAAGAUUGGUUGAAAAAUACUGUAACUGUUUUGAUUUAGAAUGGGCUACUGUAGGGAAUUAAACAAAAUGACCUCUUAAGGUGUUUCAUGAAAAUUUUGCAGAAUUUAAUUUUAACUGAAUUUGGCAGAUAGUCCUUAAUUCAGAGAUACUCAGAAGGAAAAUCGCACAGUUUACUACCUCAAAACUGACUACCUGCUUCAAAUGAAAACAAAGUGAGAUUUAUUUCCUAGUCAGUGGUCUGUUACUUAAACAGAAAAUCACAAGAUUGGUUCCCAGGGAAAUUUCAUUCAUUUGGAAUAACAAAGGCUUGAGUUUUCAUUGCAUACCUUGUUUAACAUGACAGUCUCUUACCAAUCUUUAAGGCAAAUUCAUCUUAAGUUUUCCAACAACUGGCACCACUGCUCUCCAUGCAACCUUUGGGAGCUCUUCAUAGAGGACAUUAGAAAUUGCCUUAAUAAAGAAUUACCAAUCUGCAAACUAUAACUCUCAAAGUUUUCAUGAAAAGGGCACCAUAACAUAACUGAAUACAAGGAGGACUAUGUGCAAUAUGUGCUUCAGGAGUAAAAAGUUAUAACAGUGACUGGAAGAUGCAAUAGAGGCAUGGUUUCAAUUCCUUG
Messenger RNA from Pocillopora meandrina, 9384 nucleotides. Lineage: Eukaryota; Metazoa; Cnidaria; Anthozoa; Scleractinia; Pocilloporidae. The record is from the annotation of a GenBank genome assembly.